AUGUCUGAUAACAAUUUUCAAAGUGCAAAUGAAUGGAUUAAUUGGAUUGAAAAUGCUAUCUCUAGUACAAAUAUUAAGUAUUAUGAUUUUAAAGAUUUUAGUAACAUAAAAGAAAUUGGAGUUGGAGCAUUUGGAAAAGUAUUCCGUGCCAAUAGGAAAACGUCGGAACAAUAUUUCGCGUUAAAAUGUUUUUUUAAUCUUAACAAUGCUACCGUAAAUAGAGUCAUUCGCGAAAUUGAACAUCAUCGAGAAGUGGACUUUCAUGAAAAUAUUAUUCGCUUCUAUGGAAUUACAAAAAAUAAUAUUGAAAAUGUAAUUGACCAAUCAAGAAAUUAUUUGUUAGUAAUGGAGUACGCUGAUGGCGGUACUCUUCGAGAGUAUUUGAUGAAUAAUUCCGACAUUCUUACUUGGAAGGAUAAAUAUAAUUUGGCAUAUCAACUUGCUCAUGCUGUAUCGUGUUUACAUGAAGAAAACAUUUUGCAUCGUGACUUGAAUUCUUAUAAUAUAUUAGUUCAUCAGAAAUCUAUCAAAUUGGCUGAUUUUGGCUUAUCAAAAGGAAUUCAUGAAGUAUCAAUAAUUUCAACAAAAUUAUAUGGUGUUAUCCCUUAUAUUGAUCCAAAAAAAUUCAGUAUUCAAUCAUACUCUUUAAAUAAAGAAAGUGAUGUCUACAGCGUUGGAAUUCUUUUAUGGGAGAUCUCGAGCGGUAAACCACCUUUUGAAGAACCUGACGACAGCUUAGCCGUUCAUAUUUUACAAGGUCUUAGAGAAAAAGUCAACCCCGAUACUUCGAUUGAUUACGUACACCUUUAUAUUGAGUGUUGGAGUGGGGAUCCAGACAAACGACCAUCUAUGCACGAAGUUGUUAAAAGAUUAAAGACGAUCAUCGAUAAACAAAGCGAAAAUGAUUUACCUUUUCAAAUAUCGAAAUUGAAUAUUUGUGCUGAAAAAUCUUUACAUGGGGAAUCAUCUCUACAAAUUAAUAAUAUACCAGCAACAACAAUUUCUUCUGUUACCGAAAGGGAUUUAUUUAAAAUAAUGAUUAAUGAUAUGGUAAUAAAAAUUGAUGAAAUAACCGGAAAAAAAAAUGUAGAAAAUUGUCAACUAUUUUGUUUUCAUAAUUAUAUUAGUAAUUAUGAUGUCAAUACAAAAAUUAUUCUUGAUCGAUUAUCAAAUAAUCAAAAUGAUCCAAAUUCCAUUUUUUUACUUGGAUAUUUCAAUUAUUUAGGAGUUGAAACAAAAAAAAAUUAUGAAAAAGCGUUUAAUUUGUUUAUUAAUGCGGCAAAUAAGGAUCAUCUAUUAGCGAAAUAUUACGUCGGAAAAUGUUACGAAUCUGGUAUUGGAACUACAAAAAAUGAAGACUUAGCUUUUCAAUACUUUGAAAAUUUUAUUAAUAAAACUUAUUCAACAGGACAAUUGAAAGUUGGUCAAUAUCACGAUAUAGAUAUUAAAAUAGGUUUAACAUUAAACAUUUGCUGGUAUGAACGCGCCGUGAAUAAUGGAAGUGAGAUUGCCAUGUGUAAUCUUGGCCUUUUAUAUUUAAAUAAAUAUAGUGACGAUAAAGAUUAUCUAAAAAAAGCUUUUGAAUUAUUUAAAAAAUCAGCUGAAGGAAAUCAUCGGGAUGGUAUUGUAAUGUUAGGUUAUUGUUAUUAUUAUGGAAUUGGAACUGAACCUAAUUUACAAAAGGCAUUUAAUUUGUACCAAGAUUCAGAAAAAUUAGGUCAUAAUAUAGCUAAAUAUAAUCUUGCUUUUAUGUAUGAAAGAGGAAAGGGGGUAAAAAAGGAUGUAAAUCAAGCAAUUAAAUUGUAUGGAAAUUUGGCUAAACAAGGAAAUCGAGACGCUCAAAAUCAAUUAGAUAAGCUUAAUGAAAAAGUAAAUUAUCCAUGUAGUAUAUUUUAA
Rhizophagus irregularis DAOM 181602=DAOM 197198 is the source of this 1896-nucleotide messenger RNA. RefSeq lists its product as uncharacterized. Lineage: Eukaryota; Fungi; Glomeromycota; Glomeromycetes; Glomerales; Glomeraceae. Gene Ontology annotation, biological process: signal transduction; protein phosphorylation. Gene Ontology annotation, cellular component: cytoplasm. Gene Ontology annotation, molecular function: ATP binding; protein binding; protein kinase activity. The record is from RefSeq and is a predicted model, not a curated record.